This is a messenger RNA of Aspergillus steynii IBT 23096, 1323 nucleotides long. RefSeq lists its product as uncharacterized. Lineage: Eukaryota; Fungi; Ascomycota; Eurotiomycetes; Eurotiales; Aspergillaceae. The record is from RefSeq and is a predicted model, not a curated record. Bases 1 to 1323 code for a protein of 440 amino acids. The transcript has 3 exons.
AUGGCCUCGAAUGCAGGACAUGAAAGCGAAGCCCCGUCCUUUGUGGGAGAAGGAAUCGUCGCACUCAGUGACGAGGACGAGAAAGUGGAGAGUGAAACCAGUGAAGAUGAGGUUGAAUAUGGUAAGGUCGGCGAAGGCUCAGCGCAGGGUGAUGAAAAGAGCAAGCGUUCGGCGUGGAGGGUCUAUACAUACGAGACUCUGAGAAGUCUCGUUACCGAAGCCAAAGGUGCUGCUUCCAGGCCAGUUCUCAGGUUCAUCAGAAGGCACCUCGCCGGUACAAAACUCAUACUUGUUUCCGGCGUAGCAGGUGCUGGGAAGACGACCAUACUCCAAGAGCUUUCAGGACUGGACCUCAAUGUCGGACACUCUCUGAGAUCAGGAACCUUGCAGUAUUACGUCUGCCCCGCUCUAAUUGACAAUGAGCAGUACCUGUUUGUCGACACUGCAGGCUUUGGGGCUUCCGAUGUGAAGGAUAUACCAAACAUGAGAGACAUUGUUAGCUGUCUCAGCACUCUGGGCCCAUUCGUCCGUGUUGCGGGUUUUAUCUAUGUCUAUGGAAAGAUGAACCCUCGCUUGACUGAAGAAGAUGCUAAGAUUAUGCAGUGGGUGCAAUGUUUCUGCGGCCCGCAAUUCUACAAGAACAUCACCAUUGUCACUACACAAUGGGACUCCUGGAGCAAGAAAAGCUUCAAGGAAGCCUGGAAAAGAGGAAAACAACUUGAACGUGAAACCGAAAUUGCGCGAAUUCUCAAUCCUCCCUACAGACUCCAUGGGGGAUUUCUCUAUCACCAUGGAGUUCUUAACGAUGACGUUUCAGCAAUUGAUGUUGACCGGCACGUUCUUGACAACGAGGACCAACUCCUUGAGCGAGAGGCACAAAUCAAACGUCUUAUUACGGAUCGAUAUGGGGCAUGCGAGACACCUAAACUUCAAAUCUUGAGCGAGCUGGCCGAAGGAAAAUCCGUGGAGGAGACUGAGGCUGCCAAAGUCCUUAUUGCGGCGCCAGGAACGACUGACAUUAAAACUAUCAACGACCGCAACAUUGUUUGCGGCCGGCCAGACGAUUCUGACACCGGUUCAAACCCAUUGGCGAUCCCCAAGCUGUUACCUCCCCCUGGUGGUAGAAAACCGCAAAACGAAAAGAAGGGAUGGUUUGACUCGGUCUUCGACUGGUUAGACGUGGCAAAGCAUAUCGCCUUGUUCUUCAUGAAGGCAAGACAGACCCCUACGUCACCAAAGCCCGAGAAAAGAAAAGCUUCCACGUGGUCUUUUCUGGACUCCGUCAAAAAUUGGUGGAGUGGUGCACCGCCAGAAAACGACUGA